This is a messenger RNA of Paramecium tetraurelia, 1563 nucleotides long. RefSeq lists its product as uncharacterized. Lineage: Eukaryota; Ciliophora; Oligohymenophorea; Peniculida; Parameciidae. Gene Ontology annotation, molecular function: protein binding. Gene Ontology annotation, biological process: cell division. The record is from RefSeq and is a predicted model, not a curated record. The transcript is spliced from 5 exons.
AUGAUUGAAGAGGAGGGACUUUAAGUAAAGAGCUAGUUGGAAUAAUAAUUGAUAGAAGCUAUUCUAGAUUCAUUGCAGAAUCAUAUGGAAUAGAAUGCUAUCUUUUUGGCUGAGAGAUUAGUGUAUGAACACGACACAGAGGAGCACAGAUCAAUACUAGCAGAAUGCUAUUUACAUGAGAAUCAGCCUUAUAAGGCAUGCCAUAUAUUGAAGGAAUGCAAGUCAGAGUUUAAUCGUUAUCAAUUGGCAGUGGCGUAUUUUAGGAUCAAAAAGUACAAGGAGGCUGAAAUGGCAUUAAUAGGUCCCUCAUUUGGCAAUCAAUUCUUGUUGCAGUCAUCAAAUACACCUAAUGGAAGUUUUGGUGAUUUUUUAUUGGGAUAGAUAUAUGAAUCAAUGCUUCGAAUAGACGAUGCUAAAAUACAGUAUUAUAAAGCACUGGAUCAGAAUCCAACUCUUUGGGUGGCCUUUGAAAGGUUGUCCAAGAUUAAUGAGCCAGUCACAAUAAAUAAAGUGUUUAUCGAUCAAAAGCAGAGACAAUAUGAAAUGAGCAGACAAUAGAGUUGCAACAUCUAUAAAAUACUUGCAAACUCACUUAAGAACAAGUCAAACAUUACAAAAUCUGGUUAAAAAGAAGUUGAUGAUGUUAAAGAGGAAUUUCUAGUUAUUGAUAAUAUAAAUAAGAGACAAACUCAAGGAGUGAAACCAUUCUCAACAACUGGAGUGUAGGCUUAAAUCAUUCAUUUGGAUGACUCAUCUAAUAGUUAAAUGAAGUUUACCUGUAAGUUUAGUAUGAUAAUAUUUUAAGAACUUCAAUAGAAGAAGAUUAGUGCGAAGAUGAUCCCAACUCCUGGGAUUGGAUUAUAAAAUUAUCAAUCUCUAUUGAGUCAACCAUUCCAGUUAUCAUCCAAUCAAAAUAAGAAUUAUAAUGCAAAAAAGAGUGACAUUUAGAAAGUAGGCAGUGUAACUCUUCAAUCGUCGCCUAGUUUAAUGAGCUUACCUCAACUCUUAAAAUUAUUUGCCCAUCCAUAUCAAUUAUGGACUAACUAUUCUGUAGAGGCAAUAGCCAACUUUUAGAAACUGCCACCUCAGCAUUACAGGUCAGGAUGGGUUUUGGAGAAAGUUGCCAGAAGUUUCAUGGAUUAAGUCAAAUAUACAGAUGCGGAAAGAGUUUGGAAGGAGAUGAGACAAAUUGAACCUACUCGAUUGGAGGGGAUGGAUUAUUACUCCUCUUGUUUAUGGCAUUUGAAGAAACAAUCAGAAUUAACAUAUUUAGCACAUUCUUGUUUAUAAAUCUCUAUGUAAGCACCUGAAACUUGGAUUGCAAUAGGCAAUUGUUUUAGUUUGAUCAAAGAAAUUGACAAUUCAAUCAAAUUCUUUGGGAGAGCCAUUCAAUUAAGAAAGGAUUACUCUUAUGCUUACACUUUGUCUGGACAUGAGUUUUCACAGAAUGAGAAUUUUCAUUAAGCCAAAAAAUCAUACGAGACUGCAACCUCACUGGAUUAGAGAUAAUACAAUGCUUGGUGGGGUUAGGGCAACAUGUAUUACAAGACGGAUAAAUACUGA